GUGCCAUUUGCUCAAUUGGCUGCCUGUAUUGCAUCUAUCUGUAAAUCAUCAUUACCAAAAACAACCACUGUCGCAAAGAAUGCAUCAAACAAGAUAUGGAAGAAGUCCAAUACCAGGAGAAGUGGAAGCAAACAGAUAGAUUCGCCCUGAACGCUGGCCGAAAUAGCUCAGAUUUCGACACCGUUCUCGUCCACAGCUGCUGCUCCUGGACACUGGAAUGCAUAAACAGCGUACUGGAACAAAUCAUUGGCUCCGCGAGGUCCACGCGAAAGAGGCUCAGGGUGAAUUUUGAACUCCGUCUCAUAGCCCCAGUCAUAAGCUCUCGGGAACACGCCGCCAGAUGCCGUAGCUGCAUUUCCUUUUUGGCCAGGGCUAGAAUAAAAUCUCCACGGGGGUUGUGGUUUCUUCAGUGUCAUGAGAUUGUGUUGAAGAGUUCCCAACCUAUCCAGGCCCCACUGCGGUCCGAGCACGUACGGUGUGGUACGAAACCUCCCAGGGUAGGGGGGAUGUUGCGCUUGCAGCGCGUCCUUGGUGUUCUUGCAGACAAAAAUCCAAGGUAGAUUGUCAGCGGUGGGAGGCAGGUUGUGUUGCUUAAAACUUCGCAAUCCAGUCGGCCAAAACCCCUCAUCAUCAUUAUCAAACGAUCUUCUGGUUUGGUCCGGGUUGAUGCAAUAUCCCUGCGGGAGCUGGA
Neohortaea acidophila is the source of this 691-nucleotide messenger RNA. RefSeq lists its product as uncharacterized. The transcript has a single exon. The record is from RefSeq and is a predicted model, not a curated record. Bases 96 to 560 code for a protein of 154 amino acids. NCBI's taxonomy places the organism in Eukaryota, Fungi, Ascomycota, Dothideomycetes, Mycosphaerellales, Teratosphaeriaceae.